AUCAUCAAUGUCUGGAGACCAGUUCAUGCAGUUCAAGACAAUCCACUUGGUCUUUGUAAAUGGAAUUCACUUUUGCCGGAAGAUACUCUGCAAGCGAAGAUAACGCCAACCACAGCUGAAAAUUCAAUGCAGGCAUGGAGGUAUAGAGAAGGUCAAGACUGGUUUUACUUGAGCAAACAGCAACCCAGUGAAGUGUAUGCAUUUAUGCAACACGACAGUAGAGGAGAAAAUGGACACGGAGUUAAUGUACCACAUGCUUCCUUUACUUUGACAGAAGAUCGUGAAAAAACUUUUACAAGAAUUAGUUUUGAAUGUAGAGUGAUCGCAAUCGUGGAU
Melampsora larici-populina 98AG31 is the source of this 336-nucleotide messenger RNA. RefSeq lists its product as uncharacterized. NCBI's taxonomy places the organism in Eukaryota, Fungi, Basidiomycota, Pucciniomycetes, Pucciniales, Melampsoraceae. The record is from RefSeq and is a predicted model, not a curated record. The transcript has a single exon. The annotation marks the transcript as partial. Gene Ontology annotation, molecular function: oxidoreductase activity.